GUCGGCGCCGUAAAGCCGUCGAUGCCGUAUUCUUGUUUGACGGGAUAAAGAACAAUAAGCCCCGAGCAAAACCCCUCAGAUCAGAGCCACAGCCACAGCCACUGUCGCCGCUCGAGCCGAAGAAGGGGAAAAAAAUGGCGGCUCCCCCUCUCCUGCUCCGAUCUAGGGUUUCGUCUCGCCACAUUUCCACUGCUCUCCGAUGCCCCUUCUCCAAGAAGGCGAUCGGAUUCGAGGCGCCUCCACUCGCCCCCACCUCUCGCCGCGUUUCUCGCAUCCAAAGAUUACCAGCGAUUUCGGGGGCUCUGAUGUCGAUGUUGCCGCUCCACAGCGCGAUUGCUUCGGCUCGCCUUACAUCGAUACUCUCCGCGCAGUCUCAAAGCUGGGGAUUGAUUCCGCAAGGCAUCUCAAUGCCUUUAUGACAGCGCUAGGCGGCUCUCUGCUUGGCAACCUUGACACUUAGCAAAUCGGAGAUCGACGGCUUGUUUUUGAUGCUUUGUUAGUUCUUCAACUUCUAAAACUCCAAACAAAGCUCCUGAAAAGUUGCUUUCCUGGCUGGAAACAGCUUAUCUGAUAAGUUCUCAUCUUGUUUUCUAUCCUGCUUGUUACAUGUCGGUAUUUUCGACCGCAUUUCGUGGCUUUCAACAUGCCAAACAAUUGCCUUUUGAUAUAACAAGUUCUCUUCUUGGGUUUAUGAAUGUUAAAUGAAAGUGUUGGAGCACUAUCUCUUGGUUCA
Messenger RNA from Ananas comosus (pineapple), 733 nucleotides. RefSeq lists its product as uncharacterized. The transcript has 3 exons. Bases 135 to 419 code for a protein of 94 amino acids. The record is from RefSeq and is a predicted model, not a curated record. Lineage: Eukaryota; Viridiplantae; Streptophyta; Magnoliopsida; Poales; Bromeliaceae. Gene Ontology annotation, cellular component: mitochondrion.